Messenger RNA from Ipomoea nil (Japanese morning glory), 2092 nucleotides. RefSeq lists its product as uncharacterized. Bases 169 to 1602 code for a protein of 477 amino acids. NCBI's taxonomy places the organism in Eukaryota, Viridiplantae, Streptophyta, Magnoliopsida, Solanales, Convolvulaceae. The record is from RefSeq and is a predicted model, not a curated record. The transcript has 2 exons.
UUUGUUUCUGUGUCUUUCUGUCUCUGUGUCAGUAAUUUCCUGCGAAUGUCUCGUGAUCUUCGUUAUUGAAUUCCGGCGGGUCUUACCGGAAAUUUGGAUUUUGUUCCAAAGCCGUUAUUCUCAGAAAACGGGAAAAAAAAGAUUGAAAUUUUCCUGUCUAGAUUCAUCAUGAGCAGCGUACAUAACAGCGUGGAUACGGUAAAUGCUGCCGCCACGGCCAUAGUUACCGCCGAGACUAGAACUCAGCCAGAUACGAUUCCGAAGAAAAAGUGGGGAAGUUGCUGGAGUCAUUACUGGUGUUUUGGUUCAUACAAGCACAAGAAACGAAUUGGGCACGCUACACUCGUUCCAGAACCAACCGAGCCUGUAGCUACUGCUCCAAUUUCUGAAAAUCCCAAUCAUUCGGCUUCUUCCAUUGUGAUACCCUUCAUAGCCCCGCCCUCUUCGCCUGCGUCUUUUCUCUUGUCAGAUCCUCCCUCAGCUACCCAAUCCCCUGCCGGAUUACUUUCUCUUAAAUCUCUGUCUUUUAAUGCAUAUUCUCCAGGUGGGACUACGAUUUUUACUAUUGGUCCCUAUGCUCAUGAAACUCAGUUAGUCACACCGCCUGUGUUUUCUGCUGUCACCACUGAACCCUCUACUGCUUGUUUUACUCCCCCACCUGAAUCGACACAACUGACAACACCACCUUCACCAGAAGUGCCGUUUGCUCAGCUUUUAACAUCAUCGUUGGCCUGCAAUCGAAGAAACAGUGGAACAAACUUGCAAUUCUCAUUAUCCCAGUAUGAGUUCCAGCCUUAUCAGUACCCGGGGAGCCCUGGUAGUCGUUUGAUAUCACCCGGCUCUGUACUGUCAAAUUCUGGCACCUCUUCACCUUUCACUGAUAAGUGCGCUAUCGUCGAGUUAUGUAAAGGGGAAGCUCCAAAGUAUCUUGGCUACGAGCACUUCUCCACGCGAAAAUGGGGCUCAAGAGUAGGUUCUGGAUCUUUGACGCCGAAUGGUUGGGGUUCAAGGCUAGGCUCUGGAACCCAGACUCCAAACGGUGGCCUUUCAAGGCUUGGUUCUGGAACGGUGACACCUAAUGGUGCAGAACCUCCCUCGCGAGACAGCUAUUUUCCAGAGAGCCAAAUUUCUGAGGUGGCAUCACUUGCCAAUUCUGACAAUGGAUAUGAAGAUGAGGACAUUGCAGUUGCUCAUCAUCGAGUUUCGUUUGAACUAACUGGGGAAGAAGUUCCAAGUUGUCACGAAAAGGAGAAUGCCAUACCAGAACCUCCAGAGAAUAAUGCAUCACUACAAAUCUCUUCUUGCCCAGCGGGUUGGUUAAUGGGAGCAGAGAACUCUUACCAGUCUUGUCUUGAAGAAAGCACAAACACUAUCCCUGGUAACGCUCUAGAAGGCGGUGGAGAGCAACACUGUCAAAAGCACAGAAACAUCACACUGGGUUCAAGCAAAGAUUUUGAUUUUGACUAUGUGAACCCAGAAGCGCUGGACAAGUCUGCUGUUGAUUGUGAGUGGUGGACUAGCGAUAAGGCUACCGAGAAGGAAUCAGAUGUUCAGAAAAGCUGGACUUUCUUCCCGGUGCUGAAGCACCACGAAGUGAGUUGAGUUCAAACAUGCUGUGCUUGCACGGGCUUAGCUCACUGGUUCAGUAGGCAGUAUUUGGGAGAAGAGUUCAAACAUGCCGUGGCUAGAUGCUCCACCGCUCUCACGGAAAAGAGAACGUAAUUCUUUUCUGCAUUCUUGGAACUGUAAGCUGGGAAUGAAUUUUUGGAGGAAAACUUUUUUCUUAAAGCCUGUGAAUAAUAGUGUAUACUUGUUGGAAUCUUGGAUUAAACAGCAUAGCAUCAUAGCUGGAGAGAUAGGUUCAGGUUUCUCACUUUGCAAACAGAAAGGUUUGUGGUGAAUUCAAUAGGGUACUUGUUUUUGAGUGUUCCUUUCAAUAAUAUACUAUAUGGGUUUCUUGAUGUAUACACCCUAAAGUAUGUGUUUGAAAUAGAUGAUGUAAAUUAAUAUUAAUGGAUUGUACUAUUCCUUUUACUAGGGAAUUACCAUUUACCAGACUACACCCAAAAAAAAAAAAAGUUUUAGCUAAUAA